AUGAAGUACAUCUUCUCGCCCCGUAACCGCUUCAGCACUUGGCGAGAACUCUGGAUCUGGCUUGCGGAAUCCGAACGCGAACUCGGCCUGGAGGGGAUUACGCCCACCGCAAUUGAGCAGAUGCGAGAUCAUGUCCGGAUCCAAGACCAUGAGUUUGAGCUAGCCGCGGUAGAGGAGAAGCGCAGACGUCAUGAUGUUAUGGCUCAUGUGCAUACUUACGGGCAGAUUGCCCCGGCUGCUGCUGGUAUCAUCCAUUGGGGUGCUACUUCUUGCUAUGUGACUGACAACGCGGAUCAAAUCUUUCUCCGAGACGCACUCGACCUCUUACUACCAAAGCUAGCUGCUGUGAUCCAACGACUCAGUAACUUUGCCCUGGAAUAUCGUGACGAGCCGGCACUAGGAUACACCCACGGCCAAGCAGCGCAGAUGGUCACAGUGGGAAAGCGAGCAACCAUCUGGAUCGAAGACCUCCUUGACGACCUCCACAACCUCGAGCACGCCCGCGACAGACUCGUCGCCAAAUUCCGCGGCGCAAAAGGCACAACAGGAACCCAGGCCUCAUUUCUCGCAAUCUUCAACGGCGACCACGAAAAAGUGAAGAAACUCGAUGAACUCGUCACCCAGAAAGCAGGUUUCACAGCCUCAGUACGAAGCACAACGCAGACUUAUUCUCGCAAAAUCGACGUCGACGUCGUGCACGCCCUCUCUUCCUUCGGCUGCACAGCCGAGCGGAUCGGUGGCGAUAUCCGACACUUGGCUAUGCUCAAGGAGAUGGAGGAGCCGUUCGAGCAAGACCAGAUCGGCUCGAGCGCUAUGGCGUACAAGCGUAAUCCCAUGCGCUCGGAACGACUUUGCUCGCUCGGCAGGACGCUUGCGAACUUCUCGGCGAAUGUGGAGCAGACGUAUAAAUCGCAAUGGCUCGAGCGAAGUCUGGACGAUUCGGCUAUCAGGCGGAUAGUCUUGCCUGAGUCGUUCUUGUGUGCUGAUGCUUGUAUGAUCUUGCUCAACAACAUCUCGUCUGGUCUCGUGGUCAACCGAGCCAUGAUCCAGAAGAACUAUCACGUCGAUCUGCCGUUCAUGGCAACAGAGAACUUUAUCAUGGCUAUGGUCAACAAGGGACACUCAAGGCAGGAUGCCCACGAGCACAUUCGCGUAAUGUCCCAGGAAGCCGCCAAAGUAGUCAAACAAGAAGGCAAGCCAAACGACCUGAUCGAGCGCAUCAAGAACAACAAGUUCUUCGAUCCCAUUCUGGACCAGCUAGAGGACCUGAUGCGGCCUUCGACAUUCAUUGGAAGAUCGCCCGAGAUCGUGAAGGAGGUGGUCGAGUUCGAUGUUGCGCCUGCACUGAAGAAGUAUGAAAGUGCCAUCGGUAACAUCAGAGACGCGGACCUGGCAGUGUAG
Recurvomyces mirabilis is the source of this 1401-nucleotide messenger RNA. RefSeq names its product adenylosuccinase ade13 (gene ADE13). Gene Ontology annotation, biological process: 'de novo' AMP biosynthetic process. Bases 1 to 1401 code for a protein of 466 amino acids. The transcript has 5 exons. Gene Ontology annotation, molecular function: N6-(1,2-dicarboxyethyl)AMP AMP-lyase (fumarate-forming) activity; (S)-2-(5-amino-1-(5-phospho-D-ribosyl)imidazole-4-carboxamido) succinate lyase (fumarate-forming) activity. NCBI's taxonomy places the organism in Eukaryota, Fungi, Ascomycota, Dothideomycetes, Mycosphaerellales, Teratosphaeriaceae. Gene Ontology annotation, cellular component: cytosol. The record is from RefSeq and is a predicted model, not a curated record.